UUUAAUUUUUUAAAAAUAUUAAAAAAUAAAAAUAAAAAUAAAAAAUGACUAGCAAUAAAAUGGAGCGGGCUACUCCUAACCUCCUAUAAUUUAUCACGCCACCGUAUUAAAUUAUUAAUUUUAUUCUCCGGAUUCCAGCUCUGAAUUCUAUUGCUUCGAGCACACCCAACCACUGCCAAUUUAUACUUCUUUUUAUGAUGGUCGCUCUUCCUCAGCGAGGGUUCACUUUCUGCUUUAUGUUUUCGCGUGACCGAUCUGUACGAUCAACGACAGUCGUUCAACCGAGAUACCAGAUCAUCUGUCCGGGAAGAUCGCCCUAAUUUCUUUGUUGCAGCUGUUUAAGAAGUUGUGGUGGUUAAAAACUCAUUGUUAAUGGCGGAUCUUAAAGAACACCUGCUCCCUCCGAAAACUCAUUCAGCUAUAGACCUGAGGGAUGCAGCUUAUCGAUCUCCAGCCAGUGGGCGGCAACCUUUUCAGGGAAUGGAUGUUUUGGGGCUGAAGAAGCGGGGCCAAGGCCUUCGAUCUUGGAUUCGUGUUGAUGCAUCUGGGAAUUCCCAAGUCAUUGAGGUUGACAAAUUCACUAUGAUGCGGCGUUGUGAUCUUCCCGCCCGCGAUCUGCGGCUGCUUGAUCCCUUAUUUGUUUACCCCUCAACGAUCCUGGGUAGGGAGAAGGCUAUUGUUGUAAACUUGGAGCAAAUUCGUUGUAUUAUCACUGCCGAUGAGGUUCUUUUAUUAAAUUCCCUAGAUAGUUCUGUAUUGCAUUAUGUGGUGGAGCUACAACGUCGAUUGACAACAAAUGCUGCAAGUGAGGUCUGGCAGUCAGAUGCCACCGACUUGAACCAAAGGAGGGGAAGUAGAAAUUUGGAAAAUGUUGUGUUUGGGAGCCCAUCACCAGACUAUUUGCCAUUUGAGUUUAGGGCCCUUGAAGUUGCCUUGGAGGCUGCUUGUACAUUUCUUGAUUCUCAGGCAGCAGGAUUAGAAAUUGAAGCAUAUCCAUUACUAGAUGAACUUACAUCUAAGAUCAGUACACUCAAUUUGGAACGAGCGCGUAGAUUGAAAAGCAGGCUUGUUGCGUUGACUCGAAGAGUGCAGAAGGUUAGAGAUGAAAUAGAGCAACUCAUGGAUGAUGAUGGAGAUAUGGCUGAAAUGUAUCUUACGGAGAAGAAAAAAAGGAUGGAAACAUCAUUUUGUGGUGAUCUGUCAUUGAUGGGAUACAGAUCAACAGAUGUUACAUCUGUUUCUGCUCCUGUUUCUCCUUUUUCUUCACCCCGUGAAGCCCGGAAACUUGAGAAAAGCUUGAGCAUUGUAAGGAGCAGACACGAGAGCAUGAGGAGUUCUGAGAGUGCCACAGAAAGUAUAGAAGAGCUCGAGAUGUUGUUGGAAGCAUAUUUUGUUGUCAUUGAUAGCACCCUAAACAAGUUGACAUCGUUGAAGGAGUACAUCGAUGACACGGAAGAUUUCAUCAAUAUCCAGCUGGAUAACGUUCGGAAUCAGCUGAUCCAAUUUGAGCUGCUACUCACAACUGCUACAUUUGUUGUUGCGAUCUUUGGGGUGGUGGCAGGGAUCUUUGGCAUGAACUUUGAAAUAUCCUUAUUCGAUCACACUAGUGCAUUUAAGUGGGUACUUGUAAUCACAGGAAUUAUUGGGGUUGCGAUAUUCAGCGCAUUCAUGUGGUUCUUCAAGCACAGAAGGCUAAUGCAACUAUAAAUUUGUCACGAGACUGCAACUAGGAAAGUACAGAGGAGAAAAUCAUUAUUGUUUUACCCUUGUACUCUAAAGAUAUUAUGGUAGAUAUUGGCUCUAUUUUAGAGCAAUUCUUUUGAGUCAAUAUAGGUUCAAUUGUAAGAAAUUUUGUUAGAAUGUCCAUUAAUUGCAUAUUAGGGCGGGGAACGUCCUAUCUAUCAAAUGUGUCUUAGAAGGGCGGAGCACUAUGAUUGUAAUUGGUAUGGAGAAGUGAACCGUUGGGUAUAUAGUUGGAGAAGUAGCAGUGGAUACUAGGUUUGAGAAGAUUGUUCUCCAAGCCGAGUCACCCGUGGAUGGCAGCGGCCUCCGCAUUCCGAAUAUUGAAGAAUUUAACCUAUAAUCCAAGAUAUCUCAAUGCUGGCUUGCAUCAGAGCCUUAAAAGCUGGCCUGCACUAGAAGAUCCGGUAUGCGCUCUCAGUUGCCCCUGCUUGUUUUAACUUUUGUAGUGGAAAGGGUCUGCCGCUAUAUACCUUCUUAAUAGACAUGUUUUAUGUUCUUUGGUAAUGUGAUGUGCAGCGUGCUUAGUAACACUCGUGUGGAAAUACAUGAGGCAGUAUGCUGUGUCGGUUUUUAGAACUGGGUAAAGUCAACAUUUCUUUAUGACUCGUGAUUUUAAUACAUCUAAUUUUAUUUUGGAAUAAAUUGUACAAACUCCGUCUGGUUACAAAAGACUUGAAGGUGGUUAAUAUUGAUUAUAAUCCAGCGA
Molecule: messenger RNA, 2449 nt
Organism: Carya illinoinensis
Lineage: Eukaryota; Viridiplantae; Streptophyta; Magnoliopsida; Fagales; Juglandaceae
Product: magnesium transporter MRS2-10
Exons: 7
Coding region: 373-1707 (444 amino acids)
Biological process (GO): magnesium ion transport; transmembrane transport
Cellular component (GO): membrane
Molecular function (GO): magnesium ion transmembrane transporter activity
Source: RefSeq, a predicted model, not a curated record